Cladocopium goreaui is the source of this 865-nucleotide messenger RNA. NCBI's taxonomy places the organism in Eukaryota, Dinophyceae, Suessiales, Symbiodiniaceae. The record is from the annotation of a GenBank genome assembly.
AGGAACUCAUGGAGGCCUACCCAAACGCUAAAGUUCUUCUGACGGUGCGCGAUCCGGAGAAGUGGUAUGACAGUGCUAUCGAGACAAUUUGGUCAUGGCGCUGCACAGAGCAGCACUGGGCUGCGAGGGUUUUCGAAAAUGGCCGCAAAUUCCAGGCACAAGCUCAAGCAUUCCACAAGGCCACCAUGUUGCCUGGCGUGAAGCGCUCCGACCGUGAAGGGUCAAUCAAGUCUUUCAAUGCCUGGAUUGAAAGGGUGAAAUCGACUGUGCCUCCAGAGAAGCUCCUCAUUUACGAUGUGAAGGAAGGAUGGGAGCCCCUUUGCAAAUUCUUGAACAAACCCAUUCCGGAUGAGGAGUUCCCAUACAUCAACGACAAGGAACAAAUGAAGAACGAACUAAAUAAGAUUCUGCUGAUUUGUUACAUUGCUCAGUUCCUCCGCUUGGUUGCUGUCCUGGGUGGGGUGUGGCUAUUGGUAUGGCUGCUGAGGAUGCUCGUGUGAGAGCCUGCUCUCCCUGUCCAUUGAACACGUUAGCGCUCAAAGUUAUUACUUGACGGGAUGACAAUCUGCUUGAGCGCGGCUCAUGCCCUAUUAAAUCAUGGGCACACCACAUUCAUGAAAAUCAACAUGAGUAUUCCUAACGCACUGCGUUGGAGUGGAACGAGCCCAAAGAAGGCGGCAGCACUUUCAAUGCGAUCUCUACACGAUUUAAGUGCUUGGACAAAGAUUGCUUUGGAAACAAAAGUGGAUCAUACUAUGAUCAUACCGCCACUUUUCAGGUCCUUCUCGUCAGCAUGGAUGUCAAGUCGCCAGCUGAUGUCGUGAAAUGAUGUGAAAUCAAAGUUCAGGAUUUAUUCGGACAAGUC